AUGUCUGUUAAGUUUCUGGACAUUGCACCCGCACUACCCGCAAGCGUAGCAUUGGUCUACGUUACCUCCUUCACAAAUGUGUGGAAUCACGUACUGCCUUCUUGGAUUAAUGCAGAAGCCAGCGAUGUCCAAAUCAACUGCAAGCCCCAAAUGCUCGACGAGGAAGCCAAAGGGCAGAAUCCUACGUCGAUACCCGAUCGGAAAAGCCCGCUAGAAGCGUCUUCUUUUCUGUUGCACAUGGGUCACCACAGUCUUACCACUACCAAAUUCUUCAGCGACGAUCAGUCCUGCUCGAUUAAUGCAUGUAUUGCAACCGCAAUCGGUGCUAUACUGCCGCAAGACUCGCCCAAGGAGUCGAAGACGUAUUCUGCGGACCAGAAGACCAGCGAGUCCAGCACUGGUGCGUCUUUGACAACAGGAGAGGAAAAAGAGCCACAGCGCCUACUGGUCCACAUGCACAUCUUUAGCGUUACGGCGCUGCUCAUCUUCCUGCUAGAUCGCCACGGACUCUCAAGUCCCACUGGAUAUCUUGCGUGGCGGCGUCUUUGGAUACCUAUCCUCCUGAUCACACUUCGGGGCGCUAUCGAAGAUUGGCGUGUGACAGGGCAAUACAGUCGGGCUUUUACAUCGCACGUACAAGCCUGGAUCCACAAGACUUAUGCGUUCAUGCCGCAAAAUGCCUAUUGGGGUAUCUAUCGCCCCCUUUCCGCGAUAGCACCCUUCCUCAUUUGUGGCGCGAUGACCAGUUUUCUGACUUCAUGUCUUGGAUUUCAAUAUCUGAUUCUAGGACUCCCGCGCACUGGCCCCUCAUUCAGGGAUGGAGGGAUGUUGGGGGCGAUUGUGUAUGUGAGCGUUGCUUGUGUGGUUCUGGUGCUGAGGGGACGGGACAUGGGACAAGGUACUGAUAUGCGUAUGUGGAGAUAUAACAUGGCUAUUCUUGCGGCUUUUGGACAGACUGUUACGGGGUUGGUGGGGUUUGCUGGGGUGUUGUUUGUAUUGAAGUGGUCAUUUUGA
Aureobasidium pullulans EXF-150 is the source of this 1014-nucleotide messenger RNA. RefSeq lists its product as uncharacterized. The transcript is spliced from 2 exons. The record is from RefSeq and is a predicted model, not a curated record. The coding region runs from base 1 to 1014 and encodes 337 amino acids. Lineage: Eukaryota; Fungi; Ascomycota; Dothideomycetes; Dothideales; Saccotheciaceae.